AUGUCGGCUGUGCCUAGAGCUUCUGGGUGGAAACGACUUCCAUGUGAUGUCUUUGUUACGAUCCUAGCCUUUUGUGAUUUGAAGGAUAUUGGUGCUUUGUCUCUUUCCUGUCGAGCACUCCACGACCGGGUUUCCAAGUUGGAUCUCGCCAUAGCAUGGGCAUAUGUUCAACUCCGAAAGCAGCGUCAUCAAAGCCAUUGCAUUGAUGGCGACAUGUCCCCCGGUGAUGAUAUUGCCUUCGUCUCCGAGUUAUUUCCUCCCCCGCCUCCUGAGUAUAGCACAGGCAUGGCCCACGACAACGCAGGGUAUUCUCUGGGAUAUCUCGGCGAUUUAAAACGAUGUUGGAAUACUUGCAUUCGACUCUCCUAUCACUUGGCUGAUCAUGUGGUUGAACAUCAUCUGGAGACCGAUUUAAUUGCCCGGCCUUUGUGGUCCUCCUCCAAGACAGAGAAGGAAGUUAUCUACAGUAAAGCCGUGGCUUCGCUCCAAGCCAAGCUUUUGCAUCCGAUGUAUGGCCCCAUCAUAUUAUUUCACUUGGAAGCGUACUUACUCGGAUAUAGAGCCUAUGCGGUAUUCUUCUUGGAAUCAGCCGCAUCUUCUGGCUCUGACUGUGGUCACUCGGCUCACCACUACAAAAAUAUGGCUUGUUCUAUUGAAAGACAGCAAUCAAUUCUUCGAAAUGCGCCUUUUGACGAUACACUUGUAUUUUUGUCGACCCACCACUGCAUGCAGCUUCUAUUUUCAACUGUGCAACGGUUGAUGGGCCCAGAAAUUCCCCGCUCCUCGGCCGAAAGCUGGUUGAGUAUCCUUCUCACCACUUCAACCAUGGAGAGAAUCGUCGACUUCUUUGUUUCCAUUGCAAAGGAUGACCGAAGAAAGGAAAAGGGCGAGCAUGAGUCUACGUGGUCUCAUAGAAAGGAGUUUUUGUGGGCGAUGCGAAAGGAUUUGAACGAGUACAUGGCGUCUUUCGAUGACCAUGGUGAACACACACUCCUUGAGCCAACCCUUAACCAUGUAUGGUUCCAAGCAGCACGCAAUGAGAUGGAUCGACGAGGGGCUAUUCCGCAUACUGUUAAGUAUUCUGAAGUGCACGUUCUCCACGGAUCUGUUGUGAAAUUAGAAUGUGGAUACUGCUAUGAUUGUUAUGACGAAUGA
Molecule: messenger RNA, 1155 nt
Organism: Penicillium mononematosum
Lineage: Eukaryota; Fungi; Ascomycota; Eurotiomycetes; Eurotiales; Aspergillaceae
Exons: 1
Coding region: 1-1155 (384 amino acids)
Molecular function (GO): protein binding
Source: RefSeq, a predicted model, not a curated record